UUGGUUUCCAUGACGACGCACAGAUUUUUUUUUUUUCUUAACUUUAGCUAGCGACGCCGAAACAGACGAAGUAAAAACAACAUAUCGACACCAAUGGACACUUCUGAGGAGACAAAUAACCCAGCGAGUUUAUUUCCCACUGCUGUGUCGGAGGAGCAGCUAGAGGAGGCCAGGAGGAAAAUCACCAUCAAACAGGUGUUUGGCUCCAGCAAGAUCUUUACGACGCACUCGGAGAAAUGCCCUCCAAGACCUCACCUGCAGGGGAGCCUCAUCAUCCAGAACAAAGUCGCAGAGCAUUACACAAACGGACAAGAUUCAAUGGGAAAGUACCAGUUUGAGAAGGCCGUCAUCUGUUUCUCCAAAGCAAUCACUCUGCAACCAGAGCAGACUCAGCUGUACGUGAGCCAGGCAGAAGCCUACCUGCAGCUCUGUGAUUUCCAGUCUGCAGCGGCUUGUUAUAAACAGGCAAUGCUCCUGGAGCCCAGAGCCUUCAGUGACCGCCUGGCAUUCAUCUACUACCUUCAGGGCCAGUGUUUGUUUGACAGAGGCCUUUUCCUGGAAGCCAUGGAGGCUUUCAGCAAAGCGGUUGAGAUGAAAUCUGAUUGCAGGGUUUACCAAGUCAGAAGCUUGGCCUGUCUGUCAGCUGUAGGCCGCCUCCCUGACUGUCUGAAGCUGGUGAACGACUGGAUGGCAUCAGAAGGUCCCACUGCCGACCUUUACGUCCUCAGAGCCCGACUGCACAGGCAGCUCAACGAGAUGCCACGUUGUUAUCAAGAUGUGAAGAUGGCACUUGAAUUGAACCAGGCAUGUGCGGAGGCUGGAGCUCUGCUGCUGCAGCUGCAUGAAGCGAGUGAACAGGCCAGAUUAAAGGCGGUGGACAGAGCUUUACGUGGCCAGCUCAUUGAAGCCCUCUGCUUGAUUAAUGUAGCUUUAGAGAACAGUCCACGGGAUGGACGCCUCUACCUGUUCAGAGGUAUUCUAUACAGACGUCUCAAAGACUUCACAGCAGCUAUCGAGGAUCUGGUUGAGGCUAUAGAGUUUGUCGAGAAGGAGGAGGAGGAGAAGGAGAAGAAGGAGAAGGAGAUGGAGAAGGAGAAGGAGAAGGUGGCCAGAAGCCAAGUGGAUGUCAAUGAAAGCACUUCUCUGCCUGAGGAAGCGCAGUUCCAGCUGGUUCUCACCUACAAUGAUUUUGCUGUUCAGUGUUUCAGCAGAGGUCUGUACGCUGAGGCUACCCUGCUUCUCAACAAAGCCAUUGAGCAGGAGAAAGGCCUGGCAGGCCUCUACCUGAACCGAGGAGACUGUUUCUUCAAACAGGGUGACUGGCCCUAUGCUGUGGCCGACUACCAGCAGGCCGAGGAGAUGCUGCAGGCCGGCGAUCCUGCCGUGUGCCUGCGCCUCGCCGUCGUCCACAACACCCUGGGCUUGUUGUGUUUCCAGGACGGGCGUUUUCAGGACGCAGCUGGUAUGUUUUCUCUGGCCAUCCGGUACAACCCCGGAUCCAGCCAGUACUAUGAGAACAGAGCAAAGGCCUUCAGGAAGCUCCUAAACGUGGAGGGGGCGAGGCUGGACUUCAUCUGCAUGCUGAUCUUAGAUCCCACCAACGAGGAGGUGCCUCCUUUGCUCAUGAAUCUGUUCCCUGGCUGCAGUGCGUCCAAUGUGUUGUCCAGUCCAAAAGGACGAGAGGUCAGAGCUCAGCUGAUGGAGACCAUCCAGGCCUGCAGCUCCUCCUCUGAUCCACAAAGACUAAAUGAGAAGUGUCUGAAACUGACUGAAGCGGAGAAGGAGCUGAGGUUGUGUGUAAACCCACAGGACAUGCAGAUGAGCGUGAAGAACCUCAUACAGGUUGAGGAAGCAGUUCAGUCAUUUGACAGUGACCAUCCAACAGUGCACCGUACCGGGCACGCCACACUCACCACAAGCCAGCUCCCACCACCAUCCACCAGUCAGCCGCCAAACACAACGGGAGGCCGUACUGUGGAAACGUCCAAAAAUGUCAUGCUGAACCCUGAACACGCCCUGAGCUGUAAUAAUGAUCCGUGCCUAAGAGAGCGGUCUAAAUUCCAGAUGUAGGUUACUUCCAG
Mugil cephalus (flathead mullet) is the source of this 2081-nucleotide messenger RNA. Its product is annotated as tetratricopeptide repeat protein 16. Gene Ontology annotation, molecular function: protein binding. The record is from RefSeq and is a predicted model, not a curated record. The coding region runs from base 94 to 2070 and encodes 658 amino acids. The transcript is spliced from 14 exons. Lineage: Eukaryota; Metazoa; Chordata; Actinopteri; Mugiliformes; Mugilidae.